AUGUCCUGUCAUGAAAGACUUUAAUUGUUCAAUAUAAAUAAUAAAGUAAUGUUAAGCGUGAAGAUUUUGUGUGCUUGAAAAUAUUUUUAAACUUUUGAUCGUAGAAUUAAUAAGUUUAAUUUAUUCAUCAUGAGUACGGCACAUAAUACAAAAAUACCAAAAUUACAUGUUCGUAAAACAUAUAGAAGAGAUACCAGCGAAGUCAGUUGUUGUUUAAAAUAUAUGAUAUUUGGUUUUAAUGUUUUAUUUUGGCUAUUUGGUUUAUUCCUCUUAACUGUUGGAAUCUGGGCAUGGAACGAAAAAGACGCAUUCAAUAAUUUAGGACGAACAACCAUCGCUCUUGAUCCGGCUUUCACAUUAAUUUGUGCUGGAACUGUUACAUUUAUAAUUGGUUUUACGGGCUGCAUUGGUGCUUUACGUGAAAAUACAUGUCUGUUAUCGUGUUACGCAAUAUUUUUAACGAUAAUAUUAGCGCUAGAAAUGACAGCAGGUGUUUUAGGUUUCAUUUAUAAAGAUUGGAUUAAGAAUAAAGUGAAAGAUGCUGGUAUUUUGGAAGCAUUCAUUGUACAUUACAGAGAAGAUCCAGAUCAACAAAAUUUAAUAGACUGGAUUCAAGAAGAUUGGUUACAAUGUUGUGGUAUUGUAGGCCCAAAUGAUUGGGACUUGAAUAAUUAUUUCAAUUGUUCAUCACAUACAGUUGGUAGUCGAGAAGCAUGUGGUGUUCCAUUUUCUUGUUGCAAAAGAAAAAUUAAUGAAAUUAUCAAAAACAAACAAUGCGGAUAUGAUGUACGGAAAUCCGGUUAUAAUUUUGAUGUGUCGAAGAUCAUUAACGAAACUGGUUGUAUUCAGGCGUUCCAUAACUGGCUCGAAUAUAAUUUAUUGACAAUUGCUUUUAUUGUAAUUAUGACUUUGUUCCUGCAGAUACUAGGAAUCUGUUUUGCACAAAACUUACGAGCCGACAUAUUUGCACAAAAAGCGAAGUGGCAUUGACAAUCAAGAAAGCCUACGGCAGUUUAACAACAAAUGUUUCUAUGUCUUCGUUUUAUAAAAUCAUUUGUUUGUCGUAGGUACUUAUAUCUAUUGGAAUUGACAAUACCAAAAUUCUAAUUAAUAGAAUUUGACUUUCUAUACCUAUUGUGGCCAAUUUUAUCAAAUAAUUUACAAGAAAAAAAAAUCUCAAUAGUUUUUAUCUAUUAACGAAAUUCAACUGAGCAAAGAUCAAUUACGAGAAAUAACUUUUCAA
Messenger RNA from Chrysoperla carnea, 1243 nucleotides. RefSeq names its product tetraspanin-5 (gene Tsp26A). NCBI's taxonomy places the organism in Eukaryota, Metazoa, Arthropoda, Insecta, Neuroptera, Chrysopidae. The record is from RefSeq and is a predicted model, not a curated record. Gene Ontology annotation, biological process: protein localization to plasma membrane; protein maturation. Bases 130 to 990 code for a protein of 286 amino acids. The transcript has 9 exons. Gene Ontology annotation, cellular component: membrane.